Arabidopsis lyrata subsp. lyrata is the source of this 985-nucleotide messenger RNA. Its product is annotated as glycine-rich RNA-binding protein 10. Lineage: Eukaryota; Viridiplantae; Streptophyta; Magnoliopsida; Brassicales; Brassicaceae. The record is from RefSeq and is a predicted model, not a curated record. Bases 52 to 513 code for a protein of 153 amino acids. The transcript is spliced from 2 exons.
UUCGGUGUAUAAAUUAAUCACACAGAAACAGAAAUAAACGCAAACGAAAUUAUGGAUUUGAAGAAAGCAACUUCGCUUUUUUACUUUCUUCUCUGUCUCCACCUGCAACACCACUUUGCUCACGCGAUCUCGCGAUCUUCUACCUCCGUUGAUCCAAACCAUGACGAUCUUCCGGUUCAGCCUGUCGAAUUGAAGCCGGACGGUGACUUAAUCGCCGCCAAUUUAACGGAAUUAGCAGUCGUUAAGAAAGGAGGCGGAGGUGGAGGCAGAGGCGGAGGCGGCUUCGGCGGAGGAGGACGCAGUUUCGGUGGAGGAGGGAGUUCUAGCAGAGGCGGAGGGGGGAGUUCUAGCAGAGGCGGAGGAGGGAGUUCUAGCAGAGGCGGAGGGAUACGUCCGAUUCCGAUUUAUGGCGGUGGUUCGCACCGCGGUGGUCACCAUUCAAGCGGCGGCCGGGAAAUUGCUAGCGGUUGGUUAGGUUUAUCGAUUUUAGCCGGUUUGGUUUUGGUUUUCUAGGUCUUCUUAUUUGAUUUACCGGUUUAGGUUAAAUGUUUGAUGCCGGUUUCGCUUUCCACUUGUUUGCUCUCAUAUACAGUAUAAGUUUUAAUAUUAGCUUUCAAUUUGGGAAAAAAUUUGAGGAUUUCCUGAAUUUAUUAGGUUUUAAUCGAGUCAAUUAGCGUUUCUCUAAUAACUAGUAAACGUUGACCAAAAUUGUUAAGUCAACGACAAGUUGAGGAUUAUAUUUGUGCAUAGUUGGAGAAUAAUUGUGUUAAUUGUGUUAUCAGUCAAUUUAACGGAAGUCGGAAAAUAAUCUUAGCCGGUUUGGUUUUGGUUUUCUAGGUUUUCUUAUUUGAUUUACCGGUUUAGGUUAAAUGUUUGAUGCCGGUUUCGCUUUCCACUUGUUUGCUCUCAUAUACAGUAUAAGUUUUAAUAUUAGCUUUCAAUUUGGGAAAAAAUUUGAGGAUUUCCUGAAUUUAUUAGGUUUUAA